UCGCGUUCCUGCUGCCCGGAGGGAGCCCCGGGGCUGGACGGCAGCGACAGGAAGCGGCGGAGCACCGAGUCCAGCCACGGUGCCCUGGAGAGGUCAUCCACUGAUGUAUGGAGGAUGUAUUUUCUAAUACGAAGCCCAUUUUAAUUCUCCGAAGACUCUGCCACACCGGGAAUUGUAUGCCAAUUUCCGUCUUAGCAGGGUCGCUGUAAAUGAUGAACUUUAUGAUUUAAGUGCACAGCAAAUCAGAUGGAUUUCUUCUGCGUUAAAGCAUGCUUUCAUGUGAAACAAAAUGCAAUGUACUCUCUGGAGAAAAAGUGGAAGAAGCUGAACAACCCAGUGAUAUAGAAGAAGGAGGAUUAGAUCUCACUGUGUCACUCAAACCUGUCAGUUUCUACAUUGGGGACAAAAAAGAAAUGCUUCAACAGUGUUUCUGUGUCAUAGGGGAGAAGAAACUACAGAGGAUGCUGCCUGAUACUUUAAAGAACUGUUCCAUGGAUGAAAUCAAAAGACUUUGCAUGGAGCAGUUGGAGCUGUUAUCUGAAAAAAAACUGUUGAAGAUACUUGAAGGCAAGAUUGGAGCUGAUUCUGAUACUGACGAGGAGGCAGAUGGAGGAGACAAGACUGGAGGUGAUUCAGUCAGUCAACAGGACAACAGUAUAGACUCAACUUCUUCUCUGAGAGAAGACAACAAGCUGGAAGGUCAGGAAUCAAAACAAGGCAAGGGAGAAGAUAGUGAUGUCCUCAGCAUAAAUGCAGAUGCAUAUGAUAGUGACAUAGAAGGCCCAUGCAAUGAAGAGGAUGGCCCAGAUGUGCAAGAGAGCACUGUCAGAAGUGGAGCUGGUCAGAUAGAUGACCUUCAGAAGGACAUUGAGAAGAGUGUGAAUGAGAUACUGGGCUUGGCAGAGUCCAGCCCAAAGGAGCACAAAGCAGCAACCUUAGCUGUUCCUCCAUCAGAAGAUGUUCAGCCAUCAGCACAACAGCUGGAGCUUCUGGAGCUCGAGAUGAGGGCCAGAGCUAUUAAGGCUCUGAUGAAAGCUGGUGAUGUCAAAAAACAGCCCUAAGACCAUUCAGAUUUCAUUUUCAGUAUUUGUUUCGAAAAAGGUGGUGUCUGUUCUCUUCAGCGCUGCAGUAUGUUUGGGCUGGAUAUGACAUUCCUCAUUCAGACUGUGUUGUGUUUCCUGACCUAUGGUUCUGUGGUUUUGUUGCCUUUAGUGUGCUGCUUCCAUGACAUGCACAAACAGAGGUUGGUUCUUCCCUGAGAUGAGGUGUCCUUGUGCUGGUUCACCUCCUCAAAGAGUCACACCAUGUAUAGAGUUGUGCCAGGAACCUGGUGCCUCCCAGAAGGGUUGUUGUAGAAACUUACAACUUAGGGUUGCUUAAUUCUUCUUGGGGCCCAUCUCAUCAUAAUGUAGGUAUUCUAAUUAAAAUGUGAUGAUAUGUUUAAAAGCAUACUCAGUUUUUUGGAAUGGGAAUUCCUAAAGGGAAGGUUUUUUACCUUUCAAAUACACAGCUGAACGUGUUAUUUUCAGAGUUAUGAAAGUGCCUGAAAGAGCAGAGUUUUUUACACUAUCACAUAGUUUUGUCACUCUUUUCCACUCUUAUCUUUUGUAUUAUAACUGAAGAAAGCAGAGUUUCUUCCUAACUGUAAAGCUUUUCUUUUGAAUAUUUGACAUAAUUAGCAAAUAAACAUUUCAGAAGACCUUGAGCUUUUAACAUUCAACUGAUGUAGUCCUACUUUCAUGUCCCCUGAAAGUACGAAAAUCCACCUAAUGUCAGUAUGUUUUUUUAGAAAAGGCAUUUAAUUUAUUUAUGAGGUUUUAAAAUACAAAUUCUAUUUUUAUCCACUUCAAGGUAUUCCUUUGUAAGUAAAUUGAAUUUUAGGAUUAAUUUUCAUGCUAUAGUAUCUUACAACAAUUAAAAUUAUUUUAAUUUUUUAGAAUUAGUGCUGGUUUUAUAUCUGGCUGCUAAUCAAAGCAUAUUAAAAUACUUAUGUGUUUGUUUACACAUGCAGACACCAAUUUUUUUCUUUAAAGGUACGAAGUUUACAACUGUAGUCUUCAUUAAGUAAAAUGAUGUGUAAUGUAUUUUAUUCAUGAAUUUUCCUUGGUUGUUACUUAGCCAAUUACAUACUUUGCAACAGUAGGAGAGAUAAUUUCCCUAUGCUAUUUUGUAAUACUACUGCAAACUUUAUUCUGUUCAGAUACUAUGUUUUGAAUUCUUUUAAGGUUUAUAAUUUUCUUUUUAUUCUUCCAUUUUAUCCCUUUUCUUCCUUCUCUUUAUUCCCUUUCUUAUUUCCUGUUUCCUUUUAAACCCUUUUCUGUAGCAAGAUUCUUGUCUAUUUCUUAAGUAUGAUUGAUUUCCUCUAGAAUCAACAGUAUUGUAAAAUGUUAGUGCAGUGUAAAUUUGAUAAUAAACUAAAACCUUCAUUAAAUACAGCUGAGAAAAUUACAGUGUGCAUUCAUUAAGUGAUAUCAGUGGCCUGGGUAAAGUGUACCUGAUAGUAGUGUUAUCCACAGCAUCAACAUUUUUUCUAUUAUUUUAGCAAAUGUAGGGUGUAAGUGGUGUAAGUUAGAAUAUAUACACACAAUUCAAAAGGUAACAUUACUGUCUCCAAAUCUGUGUGUGUUGUCUUUAGUUAAUUUCAUUUAGCUGUUUGGUGAGCUUGUGUUCUGUUUGAGUCCAGAGAAACGAAAGAAGUAAACAGAGAAAGACACCUGGCAAAACCUGGAUGUGCAAUCUUCUCUUUUCCAAAGUCAUAGGCUGGUGGAGCUGUGUUAGACUUCAAAGAUACAUUUUAGUGCUGCUACACUUAGAUCCUUAAGGCACUAAAUACCUCACCUUGCCUGCUGUGCAAGUGCAAAAGCUCACUUGCAAGGGCGUUUCCUGUGUCACCAGAAGAAGCCACACGAUGAAGUCCAUUCAGUGAUGUUGCAAAACAACACAUUUGUAGUUGUUUGGUAAAACAAAAAUACUGCUGGAAGAAAUGAUAAACUAGAAUGUAGUUACCUUCUACUGCCUACUUUCUGGAGGUGUGUAGCACUUAUUUUCCUACUGGUUUCCCAGGUCACCCUUAAAAGUGCAUUUUGUAGCAUGUUGAACUGUUAAAGGUUAUUAUUUCAAGGUCUGUAUCAAGAAGUUGCAAAUGCUAACUCUAGCAUGUAGUGUGACAGAGAUGAAACAGGUUUACUAUGCAUGUGACAGAGAAGAUUUGUAAUUACAGCCUAAUUAAAUUUGAAAUUAAAAGAUGAGAAGGAUUCCAAGAAAAUUCAAUUAAGCUGUUUACAAAAAUAAAAUAAAAAAAAUUAUAUGAGGUACUUAAUGUGAUUGAUUACACCAGUGCUAAUUCAUUUUUAGGAUAUUGUACUGUUGCUGCUUAGGUUAAAAGCAGAUCAGGUAACUUACGUGUGUUCUUGCAUUGAUUUUUAUCACUGAAGAGAUAAAAAAAUCCACUAUAUUUAAAAUAUUUAUUAUACAGCUGUUUUGUUUUCCACUUUUAAAUAUGUCUGUGAUUUUUCCUUGAAAAAUAAAUUUAUUAUUUCAUUUGGAAGAAGAGGCAAUUUGUAUGUAAAAUGUAUUGAAUUAUUUAUGAAACCUUAAGAUAGUGUUACUGGGUUUUAAUCAACCAUUUUGUCAGGAAACCAAGGUUAUACACUGGGUGUUGGUCACCAUGAAAAAGAUCUUGAUUAUAUUUCGGACUGCAACAAAAAUAUUUUCUAAUGAAUUUUGGCUGUUGUCAUAGUGCACAGUGCUCUUUUGAGGAGGAGGAGAGUUGAUUGAUUGUGUACUAGAUAAAUAAAAAGGUAUAACUCCACAGAGA
Messenger RNA from Corvus hawaiiensis (hawaiian crow), 3817 nucleotides. RefSeq names its product caspase activity and apoptosis inhibitor 1 (gene CAAP1). Bases 270 to 1061 code for a protein of 263 amino acids. The record is from RefSeq and is a predicted model, not a curated record. Lineage: Eukaryota; Metazoa; Chordata; Aves; Passeriformes; Corvidae. The transcript has 7 exons.